This is a messenger RNA of Mesocestoides corti, 286 nucleotides long. Lineage: Eukaryota; Metazoa; Platyhelminthes; Cestoda; Cyclophyllidea; Mesocestoididae. The record is from the annotation of a GenBank genome assembly.
GAAGAAGACGCCCAAGACACCGAUGCAGACGGCUUGGCCUCCACCGACCUCAGUCAGGUCUCCUCCACCUUGUCCUCCUUCUCUCCCCUGCUUCCACCACCACUCAGCCCCCCGUGUGUCCAGUCGCAAAACUCGAAGCCACUUUUUGCCCGUGACCACCGUCGGACAGAUGUGCCAACGUCACACGUCUCAGCACCACCUGUUCCACCCGGCCUCCUCCCCACACAUGCCGCGUAUUCUCUUUUUACCAUCAGUGGAAAGGUUUCUUUGUGUCUCACAACGCUAG